Rhea pennata is the source of this 1313-nucleotide messenger RNA. RefSeq names its product mitochondrial ribosomal protein L4 (gene MRPL4). Gene Ontology annotation, molecular function: structural constituent of ribosome. Bases 246 to 1178 code for a protein of 310 amino acids. The record is from RefSeq and is a predicted model, not a curated record. NCBI's taxonomy places the organism in Eukaryota, Metazoa, Chordata, Aves, Rheiformes, Rheidae. The transcript is spliced from 9 exons. Gene Ontology annotation, cellular component: ribosome. Gene Ontology annotation, biological process: translation.
UCUCCUCUCCUCCCCCCUCGCUCCCUCCUGCCCCUCUCGCUCCCGCCUCCGCCUCUUCUUCCCGCUCCCUCCUCGCCCCCUCCCGCCCACACACUUCCGCUUCCGCUCCGCCGCCGGAAGUGGCGCUCCGGAGGACGCGCGCGCCUUGCGGGCGUCAUCGCCGCGCGCCGCCGCGGCCGCGCGGUCCCGCCGCUCCCGACCCGUCCCGACCCGGACAGGACCGGACCGGACCGGACCGGGCCGCCAUGAUGCUGGCGAGGCCUCGGGCCGCGGCCUGGGCCAAGGCCGCUGUCGCCGCCGCCUCUCGCGCUCUGUCCGUCCCCACGGGGCCCCCGGAGAGUCCGGCCGCCACCGCUGCUGCCGCCGCCGCCGCUGCACCGCAGAGCACCGCUGCGUGCCCCGCAGAGAAGCUGUUCCUGGAGAGGCCGCGGCCGCCCGUGCUGCGGGCCUGCGCCGCCGCCGUGCCCUCGCACCGCAGCCCCGCGCAGGCCUGGGUGGAGUCGCUGCGGCACCCCGACGACACGCACCUGGGCCUGGCCGACCUGCACCCCGACGUCUUCGCCGUGAACCCCAGGCUCGACAUCCUGCACACGGUCGCCAUGUGGCAGAAGAACUUCAAGCGGAUCAGCUACGCCAAGGUGAAGACGCGGGCGGAAGUGCGAGGCGGCGGCCGCAAGCCGUGGCGGCAGAAGGGCUCCGGGCGGUCGCGGCAGGGCAGCAUCCGCUCGCCGCUGUGGCGCGGCGGGGGCAUCGCCCACGGCCCGCGGGGCCCCACCAGCUAUUUCUACAUGCUGCCCAUGAAGGUGCGAGCGAUGGGGCUCAAGGUGGCGCUGACAGUCAAGCUGAUGCAGGACAACCUGCACAUCGUCGACUGCCUGGAGAUGCCAACUGCGGACCCCCAGUACCUGGUGGAGCUCGCCCGGUACCGGCACUGGGGCCAGUCCGUGCUCAUCGUUGACGUCAACGAGAUGCCCGAGAACAUCGAAAACGCUGCAGCCAGCCUGAAAACCAUCACCCUGAUUCCCGCGCUAGGUCUCAACGUGCACAGCAUGCUGAAGCACCACACGCUGGUGCUGACGCUGGACACCGUGGCCUUCCUGGAGAAGAAGCUGCUGUGGCACGACACUCGCUACUCGCCGCUCUACCCCUUCUCCAUGCCCUACAGUGACUUCCCGUAGCACCGGCGGGCGGCCGCGGCCCCUCACUCGGCACCCGUGGGACCGUUCGGAGCGGGUCGGGCCGAGCCCCGCAGCGCCUGGGGGUCUCUCGGGGCGCGACGUGCCGUCCGGGCCAUUAAAGCGAGGUGUCUCCGG